AUGGAUUUUGGAACUAUAUUUUUUACGCUAGUACUUGCCCUGGCAAAUACCUUUUGUACAUCUGCUCAACCAGAAAUGACCUUCCUCGAUGCUCCCAUAUUUAGAGGGAUUUAUCGUAACCUGCACGAUCUGCUUUUCAAUACUGUUGGUCCUAACAGUGAAAAUCCAGCGCGGUUAAAGCAGGCUCGUUUACAAGGGAAAAUACAAUCUCCUAUCUCGAUGGCACAAGAUUUUCCGUGUGCAACGGAGGGUAUGCGUAGUCCGCAGGUUCCAACAUCCGUGCACAAACUGCGCCCUGGUGAUAUCGAUGUGAUAGCGGCACUCGGCGAUUCGCUCACCGCCGGAACGGGAGUGCUCGCUACCGGCAUCCUGGAUCUAGCUAUCGAGAACCGUGGUCUAGCGUGGAGCAUUGGAGGGCAAGGUACCUGGCGCCAGUACCUAACUGUUCCGAAUAUUCUGAGAGAGUUUAAUCCUAACCUUAACGGAUACGUCGUCGCCGACAGUCUGUCGACGGAUAAGGCCUCGAGGUUUGAUGUGGCUGAAAUCGCGGCAAUGAGCCAGGACCUGCCGCACCAGGCGAGAAAUCUCAUCAAGCGCAUGCAGGCUGAUACGAAUGUCGACAUAAAGAACCACUGGAAGCUGAUUACCAUUCUAAUCGGGCACAAUGAUUUCUGUAGCCGUGUCUGUUACCUACCGAGCCCGGAAAAGGCACUCUACCUGCACGAACAAAACCUAGUCCAAACGCUGCGCAUACUUCGCAAGUACCUGCCUAGAACUAUGAUUAACAUUGUAGCAACAAUAAAUGUUAGCAUUUUGAGGACGUUCAAUCCUCGUCCCGCACAGUGUGUAAGUACGCAUUCGCUCGAGUGCCCGUGCGUGUUUGGUUUGCGGUUCCAAGGCAUGCAAGCGCGUCUUGACCGAAUCAUGCAGCAGUGGAACCACAUCCAGGAAGCCGUUGCCAACCGGGACGAGUUCCAGAACGUGACCGACUUCACCGUCAACUACCAGUCGUUCCCGGAGCGGUUGACGUUGCCAACGCUGGCGAACGGGGACACGGAUGCAGGCGUCGCAUCAGUCGAUUGCUUUCAUUUCAGCCAGCGCGGCCACGCGAUCGCUGCCAACAGCUACUGGAACAACAUGAUCGAUCAGGUCGGCAACAAAUCGGGUUUGGUACAAAGAGAGUUUGAACGGUUCAGUUGUCCAACGAAAAGGAGACCGUAUCUUGCGACGCAGCAAAAUGCGGAUUAUGUUAUCUAG
This is a messenger RNA of Anopheles nili, 1257 nucleotides long. Its product is annotated as phospholipase B1, membrane-associated-like. Gene Ontology annotation, biological process: phospholipid metabolic process. Lineage: Eukaryota; Metazoa; Arthropoda; Insecta; Diptera; Culicidae. The record is from RefSeq and is a predicted model, not a curated record. The transcript is spliced from 4 exons. Gene Ontology annotation, molecular function: glycerophospholipase activity. Bases 1 to 1257 code for a protein of 418 amino acids.